AUGGAAUCGAAACAUCGAUGGAAAUUUUUUCCAUUCUUCUUCAGCUUUUGUAAACUCGCGGGCAUCUGCAGACCCGACAACAACAGACUGGUCCAAACGGUUCAUUUGUGUCAUCCUUUAAAAAACAUUUCAUCAGCGAUACAUGCUGCGGAAAACUUUGUAAGUAAAGAGUCCUCUCCCCUUUCAUUUUCUCAUCAAAGGGAAAGGACAUUGAUACUGAGACAUAUUCUUGGUCAUUUCUUGUGUAUUGGUCAUAGGCCAAAUACGUCCUUUAAAGGAAGUAACGUCGAAACUGAAACAAAGGCCGGUUGUUGCAGAGUGAAAGAAGUGAGUGACUCGUUGGAUGAAAUUGGGAGUGUUAGUCAGAUAAAAAUGACAAGUGUAAAUCAAAGAGACCCCUCUUCCUAUCACAAAUGUGAUGUCAAUCGAGAUCAAGAACUAGAAAAUCAUCAGCAUUGUGGUAAAAAUAUGAGUACUUUGGAACUAUCUGGUGGAUUUUCGGAGUCACCGUCUGAACAACAAGUACACAGUCCCACUGCUCCUGCUGGUGAUGAUGUGGAAGACAGCAAUUUAUUCACAAUGGACACUGAGAGAUCUGAAUUGUCUCAAAGCUUUACAAAUCAAAAAGAAACUGAUAGAAACCGUGAUAAUAAGCCACUUGCCUUGGAUGCUCUCACUGACCAGAAGCCAGGUGCAAAAUACAAACAAAGAAAGGGAGACAAAAGAAAGGGAAAAGAGCAACUGAAUGCAUUAUCAGACGUUGGCAAUGCAGAUGCUGCUGGUGCAUGUGUGAACAGACACAAUGUAUCCUUGUCCCAAAGAAACAAAAGGCCUAAAAGGAUACAACCAAACUUUUUCUUGGCUGUGCGCAUUCAUAAUCCUCAGAUACAUGCUGGUAUCAAGGUUAUCCAAGACUCGAUUGCCACACACAGUAAGGAACUGAAGCCAGCCUUUGUCUCCUUGGCAACAUUGCAUGUUACCCUCAUGGUCAUGCACCUAGAGGAUGCUGAAGAAAUUCAGAAAGCAGGAAAAGUAUUGCAUCAGUGCAAGACAUCUUUGGAAUCCAUCCUGGCCAAAAGUGAUGUGAUGAUAAGAUUCUCUGGUCUUGGCCACUUUGGACAUAGAGUUCUCUAUGCAAAACUUGAGGAAGAGGGAAGUGACUUUUUGAAAUCAGUUGAGGAAAUUGUGCGUGAAAUAUUUACAAAAGAAGGCAUCCCUUCAACUGAUUCUCGAGAGUACAAUCCUCAUAUGACUGUCAUGAAGUUAAUAGGCCAUAACCAACAGUUGAGGAGGAGUGGGAUCAAGAAAAUCCCUGAGGAGAGCUACGCAAGUUGGGUCGACUUCAAUUUUGGGGAAGAGCCAGUGACAGCUUUGCACUUAUGUGCAAUGGGUGAGAAAGAUACAGAUGGGUUUUAUAAAUGUAUGGCAACAAUGACAUUUGCUGAUUCAGAUGAUACAUCUUCCAGUUGA
Messenger RNA from Pocillopora meandrina, 1470 nucleotides. NCBI's taxonomy places the organism in Eukaryota, Metazoa, Cnidaria, Anthozoa, Scleractinia, Pocilloporidae. The record is from the annotation of a GenBank genome assembly.